Fusarium graminearum PH-1 is the source of this 897-nucleotide messenger RNA. RefSeq lists its product as uncharacterized. The coding region runs from base 1 to 897 and encodes 298 amino acids. Lineage: Eukaryota; Fungi; Ascomycota; Sordariomycetes; Hypocreales; Nectriaceae. The transcript has 3 exons. The record is from RefSeq and is a predicted model, not a curated record.
AUGACAGGUAAAGGCAUCCAGUUUGGGUAUAUUGAUACCGGAGAGACAUAUGUUUUCCUCAACAUACCUGACGACCCAUCCUGUGUCUACUACUCCGUCUGCGUGCCAAGCCUAGACGUCCAAGAUGACGACGAGACUCGACUCCAUCGUACUGCUGUUGCGCAAGCCUUUACCUUUGCCAUCCGAUCGCCGCCGCCCUGUCAAGCCUGGCAUGACGCUGCUGAGCAUCUCGAUACAUGGGUCGUGGAGUAUGAGGAUGUAUUGCGGAGCAUCCCGGCAACAGAUUGGAAGCCGCGACGCGAGACUCCUUACAAAGCGCAACGGUGGAAAGGGCUUGUGCGCUCUCCGAUCCGGACACGCUCCCGAUGCUUGCCACCCCAGGACGGGGCACAACCGCCAACCGAUGACAGCGAUGACGAUGAUGACGAGAGUCCUUCCCCAACGCCAAACCCAACCGUUGGUCGCAGUGGCUUGAUCACAUCAACAGACGUCGGGUCGAGCGAGAUGCAGGAGCAUGAUGGAAGCGUAGCCUCACAAGAAGGUACCAUCGACCUCCAGGGGAUGUUUGUUCCGGUUUGUCUCGGUACUGUGCACCUUACCAAGCCCUAUUACUACGACAGCGGCGUGUAUAAAGACCUCAUGUUUCUCAGCUACGGCGGGCGACCAUUCUUGAAACAUUCGGGAGAAGUCAGUCCAGGUAUCGCCAACGAGAUUCUCGCCGCACUCGGUCGAUUGCAUCAACAUGGGGUCCUCCACCACGAUGCAGAGCCGCGCAACGUGCUUUAUGAUAAACGCGCUGACGGAUAUAUGAUUGUGGAUUUGAUGAUGGCAGAGUUCCAUGACCGACAACCUCUUGGACCCAUCAACGUCAAUGGUAGAAACCAGAAGAGGAAAUAG